Molecule: messenger RNA, 603 nt
Organism: Nestor notabilis (Kea)
Lineage: Eukaryota; Metazoa; Chordata; Aves; Psittaciformes; Psittacidae
Product: ankyrin repeat and SOCS box protein 11-like
Exons: 4
Biological process (GO): protein ubiquitination; intracellular signal transduction; positive regulation of protein catabolic process
Molecular function (GO): protein binding
Source: RefSeq, a predicted model, not a curated record
GUCAAUGCAGUCACCAUCGAUGGGAUCACUCCUCUGUUUAAUGCUUGCUGCAGUGGCAGCGUGGCCUGUGUCAACAUGCUGCUUGAAUUUGGAGCCAAGCCACAGCUCAGGAACCACCUUCCUUCACCCAUUCAUGAAGCGGUCAAGAGAGGUCACAGGGAGUGCAUGGAGAUCCUUCUGGCCCAUGAAGUUGACAUUGACCAAGAAGACCCGCAGCAUGGGACCCCCCUCUAUGUGGCUUGCACAUACCAGAGGACAGACUGCGUCAAGAAGCUUUUGGAGCUAGGAGCCAAUGUUAACAUGGGGAAGCGAUUAGACACCCCACUCCACGCAGCAGCAAGGAAAUCCAAUGUAGAGGUAGUCGUCUUGCUGACAGACUAUGGUGCUAACCCAAAAUGCAGAAAUGCUGAACUCAAAUGUGCCCUGGAUCUUGCCGUACCCAACAGCAAAGUGGAGCAGGCACUUUUGCUUCGGGAAGGUCCUGCAAGCCUUGCCCAGCUGUGCCGGCUGUGUAUCAGAAAACAUCUGGGUCGGUCAUGUCUAUAUGCAGUCCGCAAGCUGCACCUGCCUGAGCCACUUGAGAACUUUCUCCUUUAUCGAUAA